AUGCGAUCACGAUGCCGCCACCACCUGGUCAACGUCUUCGAGCGCACGCAGCAGACGUCCCUCCUCCGCCUUGCCCCGCAGCCCCCUAAAUGGACCUGUCAGUCGCGACGAUGCUACGCCACUACAGCAGCGGUGGAGGCGGCGGAGGACGAUGUGCCAUCGCGCGGCCUUGCCAUAUCGUCCCGAGCGAGACGUAACGAGCUUGGUGUCCAGCAGGUUUCAUCCCAUGUCUACCCGCAGCUGUUCCCCGUGCAGUCAACGACGAGGCCGUCGCCGGAGUUGAUCAAGCUGUCGCAAGACCAUCUUGCCCGCCAUGAGUUGUUGGGAAAGAAAAGCGACAACAGCGAGCCCAUCGGCUUCGACUUGCCAGCCCUGCAGGGCACAUCCUUGGAUGAGCACUUCUAUCGGCUGGGUAUGGACAGCGCAGAGCCAUACUUGUCGCUGUCGAAGAAGUAUGCUCGAGCCUCACCGCCGGAGAGACCUCGAAAAUGGGCGCAUCAGAGCGGAUGGACGAAGUAUUACGCGGACAGGAGUUGGGAGGCCAUCGCAGCUCCGGAUGCCGACGUAUUGACGUUCGACACGGAGGUCAUGUGGAAAGAGAGCAGUUUCCCGGUCAUGGCCUGCGCUGUAUCGGCUACACAUUGGUAUGCAUGGUUGUCGCCAUGGCUGCUUGGGGAGAGUGAGAACGAUAGGCAUUUGAUACCGCUAGGAGACACGACGCAAGAACGACUCGUCGUUGGACACAACAUUGGCUAUGAUCGAGCUCGGAUACUGGAAGAGUACAGCGUAGAUCAAUCGCGCAACUUCUUCAUGGACACCAUGAGCCUGCAUGUUGCCGUGAAUGGCAUGUGCGGCAGACAACGGCCGACAUGGAUGAAGCAUCGAAAAGCGCGCGAGAUCCAGGACCAGAUCGCGGUGCAAGACGAGACAGCCGAUCUGUCGAGCUUGCUUGAUUCCAAGGGCAAUCUCGACGAGGAAGCAGAUCUCUGGGUCGGUCGAUCAUCGGUCAACAGCCUACGAGACGUUGCAAAGUUCCAUUGCGGCGUUACCAUCGACAAAGCGCGGCGUGAGUGGUUUGGGGAGCUUGACCGGAAAGGCGUUGUCGGGCGAUUGGACGAGCUCUUGGACUACUGCGCAGCUGAUGUGGAUAUCACGCACCGAGUGUACAAGAGAGUCUUCCCACUAUUCGUGGAGCUAUGCCCACAUCCGGUGUCUUUCGCAGCAUUGCGGCACCUUUCAUCUGAGAUCCUGCCGAUCAACAAGACUUGGGAGGCCUACAUCAAGAACGCGGAGGCGACAUACCACAAGCUCUCGUCUGCCGUCGAGGAGCGUUUGGUUGAUUUGGCUGAGAAGGCGCUCGAGCAUCGCUCAUCGCCAGAAGUGUAUAAAAAUGAUCCGUGGCUUUGCCAAUUAAAUUGGGGUGGACAGGAGGUGCGGAUGGUGAAGGGCAAGAAGAAAGGCGAUCCUCCGAGGCCCGCUGCCAGACAGAAGAAACCAGGCAUGCCUACUUGGUACAAGGACUUGUUUGCGAAGACUGAUGGCCCGAUUUCCCUGACUGUGAGGACACGCAUCGCACCGCUUUUGCUGCGACUAGCCUGGGACGGACAUCCCCUAGUCUGGUCUGACAAGUUCGGCUGGACCUUCAAAGUGCAGCGAGAUGCUGCGGCCAAGUACAGAGAGCAGACGCUGACCCUCUGUGAUAUGCAUGAGGAGGAGAACAAGGAUCUUCGUGGUGAUACUGAGCACGCCUACUUCAAGCUACCACACAAAGAUGGACCUGCGGCAAGAUGUGCUUCACCCCUUGCAAAAGGAUAUUUGCAGUUCUUUGAGAACGGCACGCUGGCAUCCGAGUAUAAGUACGCCAGAGAAGCUUUGGAUAUGAACGCUAGUUGCAGCUACUGGAUUAGUGCAAGAGACCGAAUCACGGGCCAGAUGACGGUUUACGAAAACGAUUUGUCCACUGGCAAGACGGACAGCGAGCUUGGCUACAUUCUCCCGCAGGUCAUUCCCAUGGGCACCAUCACUCGGCGAGCAGUGGAGAAUACCUGGCUCACCGCAGCAAACGCGAAGGCGAACCGAGUGGGCUCGGAGCUGAAGUCUAUGAUUACAGCGCCGCCAGGCUACUGCUUUGUCGGUGCCGACGUCGACAGUGAAGAGUUAUGGAUCGCAUCACUUGUCGGCGACGCGGCUUUCAAGCUUCACGGUGGCAAUGCCAUUGGCUUCAUGACGCUGGAGGGAACCAAAGCUGCCGGUACCGACCUGCACUCAAGAACCGCAAAGACUCUUGGCAUCUCGAGGAACGAUUCGAAAGUCUUUAACUACGGGCGGAUUUACGGCGCAGGGCUGAAGUUCGCGCAGUCUCUCCUCCGGCGAUUCAACCCGACCUUGACCGAAGCAGACGCAAGCCGCAUCGCGGAGAAUCUAUAUCUCGAAACCAAAGGCAAGAAGGAGCGACGAAAGGUCUUGAGCGAACGAGCUUUCUGGCGCGGCGGCACCGAGAGCCUUGUCUUCAACAAGCUCGAAGAAUUCGCCGAGCAAGAACGUCCGCGAACACCUGUGCUUGGCGCUGGUAUCACGGAAGCCCUCAUGCGUCGUUAUAUCGGCAAAGGCAAUUUCAUGACUUCCCGCAUCAACUGGGCCAUCCAGUCGUCAGGGCAGGACUACCUGCAUCUUUUGAUCGUCAGCAUGGACUACCUUCUCCGCCGCUACAACAUCGACGCUCGUCUGGCGCUGACCGUGCACGACGAGAUUCGGUAUCUGGCGAAGAAGGAGGACAAGUACCGCUGCGCCAUGGCCCUGCAAGUCGCGAACGUCUGGACCCGCGCUAUGUUUAGCCAGCAGAUGGGCAUCGACGACCUACCGCAGUCUUGUGCCUACUUCAGCGCCGUGGACAUCGACCACGUCUUACGAAAAGAAGUCGACAUGGACUGCAUCACGCCCAGCCACCCGACCGCCAUCUCUCCCGGCGAGAGUCUCGACAUCCAACAACUGCUCUCCAAAGGCAACGAAGCACUCCUGGACCCUGCAGUUGAAGCCAGAGAUCCUCCCCGCCCCGAGCGCUUCGCCUACACCCCCCGCACGCCCGUGAUGGAGAGCCUCCUCACACCGCACGCGAUGCACUACCUCCGCGCGCAAAUCACCUCCGGGCCCGCCGAGCUGAACAAGAUCCUCAAAGAGCUGAAACCGGCUUCCCCGUCGCGGGGCGUGAAACUCCACGACCGUCCUGAACCAGGACCAGCGAAACGGCGUGCUCCGGCCAAGAAGUCGUCGGAGAGAGAAAUGGGACCGCCGAAGUCUUCGUUCGCGGCGAGACCUUACUCGCAGCACCCGGAGUUGAUGCCGGUGGAUGUGGGGGCUUUGUACCCGCGGAGGGGUUCGCCGUCUUAUCAGUACGAGGGUGUGAGGAGGGAGGCGAGGACGACGGCCCUGGGGUUUAUGCCUUGGAGGAAGCAGCUGAGUAGGCAAGGGGAUGCUGUGAGGCACUGA
Molecule: messenger RNA, 3486 nt
Organism: Saxophila tyrrhenica
Lineage: Eukaryota; Fungi; Ascomycota; Dothideomycetes; Mycosphaerellales; Extremaceae
Gene: MIP1
Product: DNA-directed DNA polymerase gamma mip1
Exons: 1
Coding region: 1-3486 (1161 amino acids)
Biological process (GO): mitochondrial DNA replication
Cellular component (GO): gamma DNA polymerase complex; mitochondrion
Molecular function (GO): DNA-directed DNA polymerase activity; DNA binding; 3'-5' exonuclease activity
Source: RefSeq, a predicted model, not a curated record